UGUGGUGUGCGGUGCGGUGUGGGGUGUGUGGUGUGGUGUGAGGUGCGGUGGCGUGUGGACCAAUCGGAACCACCAUCGCCCCCGAGCCACCACCGCCCCGGUUCGCAACCCCGCCACGGGGGUUCGCUCCCAAGAAGAACAGGAAGGAGACCCCCGCAGGAGCAACCCCUGUAGACCCCCUCGCCGCCUUGGCGAGACUGGGCCCCGCGCGGACCCCCUUCCCGGGCCCUCCGCGCCCCCCGGGACCCCUAAACCCCCGAUUCCGGGCCCCGGGGUUCGUGAUGCUGGUGCCUCGGAUCGAGACGGGGCCCUCGGGGCGCGCGGGGCCCGGCUGCGGAGUCAAACCCGAACCCGACGGGGACGCAGCGAGUGCGGCGUGCGCAGGUUGCGGGCGGCUCAUAGCCGAGCGCUUCUACCUGCUCGCCGUGGGACGCACCUGGCACCUGCGAUGCCUCAAGUGCCGCGACUGCGAGAUCGCCCUCGACACGGAGCUCAGCUGCUACGCGCGCGACGGGGGCAUCUACUGCCGCCAGGACUACUACCGGCGCUUCUCAUCGCAGCGCUGCUCGGGCUGCGGCUCGGGAAUCCCGGCCUCGGAGUUGGUGAUGCGAGCGCGCGACUCCGUCUUCCACCUGCGCUGCUUCCGCUGCGCGGCCUGCGAGCGGCCGCUCACGCCGGGCGACCACUUCGGCAUGCGGGGCAGCCGCGUCUACUGCCGGCCACACUUCGAGUCGCUCCUCCGCGACGAGAGCCGGGACGACGCCGGCGGGGGCGCCGCGUCCGCCGGCGGCGGUGGCGGCUCCGUCGUGGGGGGCUCCGUGGCCGGAGCGGCGUCCUCCCUGCUCAUGCAGGGGGGCCCCGGCGGAGGGGUCCUGGGCGGAGGAGGCUGGCACGAGGUCGGGCCAGGAGGCUCCCUGGGUCACGGCGGCGGGGGAGGCGGGGGUCCACCCCCCGUGCACGGCAGGGGCCGAGGGUCGGCGCAGAGACACCGCCCGCGCAAGCGGAAACCGUCGGCGGCGCACGGGGCGGAGAUUCUGGAGUACGGGCUAGGCUUGGGCUGCGCCGACCCUGACGGCUGCCAGGACGGGGACUUGGGCUACCCACAGUCACAGAAGUCCAAGAGGAUGCGCACCUCCUUCAAGCACCACCAGCUGCGUACGAUGAAGUCGUUCUUCGCGCUCAACCACAACCCGGACGCCAAAGACCUGAAGCAGCUCGCGCAGAAGACGGGGCUCACCAAGCGAGUGUUACAGGUGUGGUUCCAGAACGCUCGCGCCAAGUUCCGAAGGAACCUCCUGCGGCCCGAAGAGGGGGGGGGGCGGGGCGCGGGCAUGGACAAAGGGUGCGGGGGGGAGGGGGGCGGCGGCCCCCCCCACCCCUCCCCGGGGGGCGGGGACCUUUCCAGCCCCCCCCUGAGCCCCGCCCUCUCGGUCACCACCCUCACCGACCUGACCAAUCCCGCGCGGCCCACGGUCACCUCCGUCCCGGGCGUCGUCCAAUCGGCGAGCCCGCCCCCGCCCCACCUGCUCGCACGCCGCUUCUGAUUGGUCUGGCGGGUUUUGUGUGGGGGGGGGUUAGAGUGGGGGGGGGGGCGAGGUUUCAUGCUCGUUGUGAUGUCACUCUCCGGAUUACU
Petromyzon marinus (sea lamprey) is the source of this 1633-nucleotide messenger RNA. Lineage: Eukaryota; Metazoa; Chordata; Hyperoartia; Petromyzontiformes; Petromyzontidae. The record is from RefSeq and is a predicted model, not a curated record.